This is a messenger RNA of Dovyalis caffra, 192 nucleotides long. The record is from the annotation of a GenBank genome assembly. NCBI's taxonomy places the organism in Eukaryota, Viridiplantae, Streptophyta, Magnoliopsida, Malpighiales, Salicaceae.
AUGGCAACAAUGUGGCACACACCCCCAGGAAAUGAGCAAUUGCAAACAACUUUAUCAUCAUCUAUUGGCCUUCGAGAUAAAGUUGAUGUUACCCAGCUUGUCUCAUUAAUGCAUGGAUCCACACUAUUAUUCAAGUCCUCCUUCCCCAGUUGUGUUGCUAUUUCACGCAAAGCAUCCACACAAGACGAGUGA